Molecule: messenger RNA, 3440 nt
Organism: Aspergillus glaucus CBS 516.65
Lineage: Eukaryota; Fungi; Ascomycota; Eurotiomycetes; Eurotiales; Aspergillaceae
Exons: 2
Coding region: 358-2988 (876 amino acids)
Source: RefSeq, a predicted model, not a curated record
GUCUUAUAUAAUCGGUAUUAUCCCUCCUGCCGAUCCAUUCUUUCUCUCUCGUUCUCUCACCUCUUCCAACCCACUCCAAUCACGAACACCCAUCAUUCCAUCCCUCUCUCUCGCCUUCACUUCACACACACACACACACACACACACUCUCUCUCUCUCUUUCUCGCUCUGUUUGCGGUUCUUACCUUUUUUGGAUUUGACGCGUUAUCUGCAUGGUCCUUUUCAAACCGGUCUCUUGACCUUUUCAUCCACUCGUUGUCUGUCGGUCUGUUCUCUUCUUCCUGAAACUCUCCACCCGCACGACUACCACGGUUACUUCUCUACCUAAGCCCAUCGCCCUUUACCACGCAAGAGAAGAUGCUGUCGGCUCCUGUCAAAUCCGCCAAGCGCAUCUCCUCGCUAUUCUCACUGGGCUCUCACAAGGAUGGCUCCGUCGCUUCAUCUCCCGUGUCACCCGGCUUCAGGUCCUCCCCCGAACAGCAACCCCAGGACGCGACCCGACCUCGCAGCGCUUCCCGACCCUCUCGCAUCGUCUCACAGCCCAACCUCGAUACCUCGACAGAUUUCAAUUACGACGACCCCCUCCCUCCACCGCCAUCGCUCCUCGCUGUCAACCAGGAUCUCGCCAACAGCGCCAGCACCGGCCCCGAUGGCAGACCACAGAGCCGGGGUCGUCGGAGGAGUAGCAGCAGACCCGCCAGCGCGGCUGGCUUGUUUGUCCCUGGUGGUGGUGGCUCCGACUCGCGUCCUAGCACCCCCUCCAAGCGACGCAGUUGGAUUCCUGGCCGCGCCCGCGCGAGCUCCGUUGAUACCAGAGGCCCUGCCAGUCCAGGUCUGACUCCCAACCAGCCCGGUGCUUGGAUUGCGGGUCUAGAUCAGAAGAUUGCCUACGAUUUGGAACCGUUGGCGCGGGGUGAUCAGACUUCCGAAAUCUGGAACGAGAAUGGCGAUACCUACGUCUACCUUUUCCCUCAAAAUACCGGCAGACCACCGUCGUUCAAGGUGCAUUCGACUGUCUUUGCUGAAUCGCCCUCGUUGACCUUCUUGGCCCGUGGUACCGAUCCCAAAGCGCAGGCUCUGGAGCAGCAAGCACGACACAUGUCGAUCAGUAGCCCGACAAAUCUGCCUGACAAUGACAAUGAUAGCUCCGGUAGCAACCGCAUGGCUUUCGUUGACGACGUGGCCGAUGAGCCCCAGGAGCUGCAUCUCUUCUUGCCCAUCCCCCUCAACUGCGACGUCUCUAGCCCCGGCACCCGCAUCUCGCAAGAGGACACUGAAACCCUUCUGCUCUUCCGUAAUCUCUUUGCUUUCUUGUUAGGCCAGUCCCUCAUCGCUACCCCCCGCUCUCCGUCGCUCUUCUCUAUCUUCAUGGAUGUCGCCUCGCUCUUAUCCCGCUUCGAGUUUAGCAACUUGGACGGUACCAACUUUGGUGAAACUGCGACCACUAGCUUUGGCAAUUACUGCGACGAGCUCCAUCUGGGUGACGUGCGCCGCAGUCGUGAAAAGACGAUUGAAGCCAUCGUUCUUGGCGAGCGGCUUCGUUUCUACCCGCUCUACCUCGAAGGUUUCGUGCACGGAGUGGGCAAACUGGACGAGCUCAAGCAGCUGCGUAGUCCCAAGUUUGGCUUGAUCCAUCCCAUCACCCAGAAGCGUCUGGAACGUGGUUUCAUCGACCUCGAUACCAGGCUUCGCGUGCUUUACAGUAAGCUGAAUGAGUUCGACUUCCCCUCCGUCUUCUCUGGAGCAGCCAACUCCACUACGUCCGUGGAAAGCAAGGUUGUUCGCUUCAAGGCCUGGAAGCAAGCCUUUUCGGAGUUCCGCCGCUUCACCAUGCAGUACUACCGCCAGAAGUAUGGCUCGUGGCCGCCCAAGGCCCGUUCCAAGAAGAACCAUUUCGAAGAGAGUGGGCUCAACCGCCAGGUCCUCAAUGACCUGUAUCGCGAUUUCUGCGAUCUCUACGACAUGAUGGUCGAUCGCGGUGCGCUGACUGACCGCACUAUCGACCAUUCGGGCGAAGCACCUCAGACCUCAGAUCCGGACGAACUCCAGACCCGAGCCCUGCGCCAGGUCAUGAGCGAGUAUGACCGCGCGACGCCGCCCGUGCAGCCGCCGAUUCCAUUCGACACUCCCCAGAUGCCGUCCUUGAAGUCUCUGCACAGCAAGCCCAUGGACGCGAAGAAGGAGGCCAAGCGUAAGACCAAGAAGCUCAAGGAUACCGAUGUCAACGCUGUCCUGAUGGGUUCCUACACUCGCGAGGGCCUGCGGGCCACCCCCUUCAUCGAGAGCUUCAUGCAGUUCGAGCGCCGCUGCGGCCACGGCAAGUCGGUCAACGACCUGAUUGACUUCCGCUGCGGCCAGUGGAUCUUCCUCUACUGUGUCAUCCAGGCCCUGCCGCUUCUCGUGGUCGACGUGCCCAACGUCAGGUACAACGAUGCCGUCGAGUACUUCCUGUGCAUUGCCCCGCGUGGUGGUGCGCCAUGGAUCCAGAACGACUCCAAGACCGCCCGGAGUUGGUUCGGAGUCGCCGGUGGUGCUGGUGUUGUCAGUCUCCCGUCAGAUGUUGUCGUCAACGGUGUUGAGGGUAUCUAUCGUCGCAGUCACUGCUGGCAGAUGGCCGAGCAAUGGGCCGAUACAGAUGCCAUUCUCGAACCCCCGAUUGUUGAGGACGCCUACGACAACGAGUCGUCCGUGUCCUCGCCGUACCCGGCCCAACAAUCGUCUGCCGGGUCGUCCUCUGAACCCCAGCCCGGCCCGUACAUGGCACCCCCGAAUGCCCUCACGCCGCCGCCAGCGGCCAUUCCUCGAACCAACUCGCCUGCCUUGCGGAGCCGGGCCGAACACCGUCAUUCCAUUUACCCUGGUCUGGAGGCCCUGCCACUGCCGGCCGGUGUGGCACCCAUUGAACCGCCCGCGCGACCGAUGAGCCGGUUCAAUCCCAACAUGAGCUUUGAUGAUAUCUUGAAGCAGGUUCCCCAGAAAAAGAAAUAAUUUUGACAACAUAAAAAAAGGAGUACUAGGGAGGGACCAUUUGUGUUUAUAAUUUGUGUUUUGAAGGGGUUCACUUCUCAUUCUGUUUUCUUUUCAUGCAUUACCUGUUCUACUGUGGUGUGCGCACACUCCACACGAACAGUCAUAUCCUUUCCUUGCAUUUACCUUAUAAUUCCCAUUUCGUGUUUUGUUACUGUGUCUGGCUCUUUGCAUCUAUCUUUUUAUCUUUUUGUACUUUGGACUUGCGUUUUGGGAUUGUUUGUUGAUGCACACAGGCACAUAUAUUCUCUGCCAAGGGAAGGAAUACUGUGUUUACAUUUUGUGAAUCGUGGUCAACCAUGUCAGAUCUCUCAACCACAUACUUUAGACUGCGAUGAGAUCUGAUACAAUGUACCAUGACAUGGAUAGAAAUAAUACGUCCAUAGAGGACGGUAAUACUUGAGACAUUCCAC